Messenger RNA from Klebsormidium nitens, 1545 nucleotides. NCBI's taxonomy places the organism in Eukaryota, Viridiplantae, Streptophyta, Klebsormidiophyceae, Klebsormidiales, Klebsormidiaceae. The record is from the annotation of a GenBank genome assembly.
GCAGGUUGCAGCGGCCCGCCGCAUUUGCGGCUACCUACAUGAUCUGCCAGUGCAACUUGAAGCGGCUUUUCCCACCUGGAAAGGGCAAAUGUACGCAGAGAGCGCAUUCCGAGGCUCAUGAACGCGCAUCAAAGAGCCACAUAAAAGCCAGUGGCAGCAGGUAUACCGUACGUUAGUCAGCAGAGCUCGAACGAAGAGGCCCUUCCCGCUUCAAUCACUUGUGCACGGAGCUCGCAGCUGCCACAGCGAAUCCUCGGGGCACAAUGGCGCCCCGCAAUGCAGCCCUUGCGUGCCUCGCCUCGCUCCUCUUAACCACUAUGGUGAGCGCACAGUAUGCGCCCAAUGUCACCUAUCAACAGCUGUACAAGUCCUUCCCCAGCAGUGCUUUCGUGUACAACCCCACUGACUCUCUGGCAGCUUCCAACAAUGUGACUCAGCUCACGAAUGCAGGGGGCACUUCAACUAAACGGUCGGUUAGCGAGUUCCCCGCCCUGGCAGGAAAUGGGUUAGCGCAAACCGUGUUCACUUUGGGGCCCUGUGGGCUGCGCCAGCCGCACGAGCAUCCCAGGGGGUCGGGCCUCCUCUAUGCGAUCCAGGCGACAAACCUCCAGGUCGGUUUUGUCUUGCUGGACGGGACCCAGGUGAUCAACAACAUCUCCACUGGGGCGUCAGCCAUCUUCCCUCAAGGGCUGGUGCACUACCAGCAGAACCUGGAUUGCGCCCCCGCCAAGUACAUCAUCACGUACAACGACGCCGAGGCGCAGACCGUCAACUCCGUUCCCGCGCUCUUCAACCUCCCUGCCGCUGCUGUGGUGCAAGUUCUGGGUCUGACGGCAGACCAGUACGCUCAGCUGAAGAGCACCUCGGUUGACGGAAACUUUGUGCCGGGCUCAGACCCCGCGUGUAUGGCGCGGUGCGGGCUUUCCCUGCCGGCCGCCCAAAAAGCAACCGGCGGUCGCUGAACGGAAAUAUAGCGGAAGAGGGACUUUCCUCGGAUUGUUUGAGGCGACACGGCCGCGGUGACAUGAUGAGAUGUUGGUGGGCAGGAGAAGGGGCCAGGCCUGGGGCGGCGUACAGUCGUAUAUUGGAAGAGCAGGCCGGCGCUGUAAACAAAGAGAUAAUUGACAAGCCUCGAUCCAGACGCGAUACAUUGUCGACAAGAUUGGUGAUCCGCGAGUGGGAGACAGUGAUCCAUACGCUUGCUCUGGCUAGCUUGUCACAGCUUUCGAGCCUGCUCCUAGAAGAACAGUGGAGCCUGCACAGCGCACGCUACAUAAUAGGCUGCAGCUGUUCUGGCGCACUUUGGAGAAUAGUGGUACGCUUCAUUCGGCCAUUGUGCUUUUUAUUGAUUUUCUGGUUCAAGCUGGUCAAGCUGGCACAUCCUGUGAGAAAUCGUGUCCAGGGCUAACUAUAGACGAUAAAGAGGGACCUCAAACCCAAAUUAAUGGUAAGUGACUAUCAUUCUUACAAAUAGUUCGUCGACAGGCCAUGUUGGUUUGUCUUGACCUGACACCGGCACGCUCUGGCACUGUUCGCGGCCCAUGC